AUGUCGGCCAUGGAGACGGACGCCCCCGACGCGCCGCCGCCGGCCGCCCCGGCCCCCGCCGCCGACGCCGGCGCCGGGUCUUCGUCCUCGUCGUCCCGCAAGCCGGGCAAGCGCUUCGAGAUCAAGAAGUGGAACGCCGUCGCGCUCUGGGCGUGGGACAUCGUGGUGGACAACUGCGCCAUCUGCCGUAACCACAUCAUGGAUUUAUGCAUCGAGUGCCAGGCCAACCAGGCCAGCGCCACCAGCGAGGAGUGCACCGUCGCAUGGGGUGUCUGUAAUCAUGCUUUCCACUUCCACUGCAUCAGCAGGUGGCUCAAGACUCGCCAAGUGUGCCCACUAGACAACAGCGAAUGGGAGUUCCAGAAAUACGGCCACUAG
Triticum turgidum subsp. durum (durum wheat) is the source of this 378-nucleotide messenger RNA. Lineage: Eukaryota; Viridiplantae; Streptophyta; Magnoliopsida; Poales; Poaceae. The record is from the annotation of a GenBank genome assembly.